UCUUUCCUGAAUCUGGUAACCUUAUGUAGCGGAUUGUUUGUUCGGCUUCGGGUGUCACCCGCUUUGUAAUUUAGUGAUAAUUAUAGAAAUAAUCAGUGCAACUGUUGUUUAAGUGAAAAGAAAAUGAUUUAAUGAUAGUGAAAUGAGUCUACUAUCACAAUAUCUUACGAACUUUAUGUAAAAAGUAGCAGCUUCCGCCAUGACAAUGGGCCAUACCGACGGGAAGUGUCUAGCGAUUCCUGUUCUAUAUUUUGUGUGUAUUGCGUUGUGUUAUUCAAUUGUAGGUCUGGACGCAUCCGAAUUAGAUGUAGCACCAAAAGGCGAGAUUGGCGGGCAAGCUAACUUGACGUGCUCUGUGAAAGCAGAAACGGCGAAUAUAACGUGGAUAUUUAAAGAAAAGGUUAUAGAAGAAGACGAACGAAUAAAAGAGAAGGUGAUAACAGUAUCGGGAAAAGAUGUAUAUGACACGCCAGUCAAAUUAACAAUCUCUAAUUUAACAAUAACGAAUGCCACGAAAGAAGACGAGGGGAAUUAUACGUGUAUUGCCAAAUUAGAUAACGAUGAAGAAACUACUAAAGUUAUGACACUUGAUAUGCGCUUCCCUGGUAAACUGGUCAAUAACACCAAGGGACCUCUAGUACAGAAUACCACUAAAGCUACCGAAAAAAGUGCUAGUGUAGACCUUUUUUGUAUAUUUGAAGUGUACGACAUGCCUACCGAAGUACAAUGGUGGAAGAAAGCUGAAAAAGGUUAUGAUUUUGGCGGCAGAACAGCGGAGCCUAUUAACCUGAGGCAAAUAAAGAGCGAAUAUAAACUUCAUAUCGACAAAGAAGCCAAUGGCACGUACAUCUGUGAGAUAUUUGAUAAAGUCAGCUUAAAAAACAUAUCCGGCGAGACUGACAUAAUUGUAUAUGCAGAACCAGAGAUCAAAAUUAAUAGCGUUGUACCUAUUAACACAACACAACUCUAUAUUAAUUGGACUGUACAUUCAUAUAACUUGCCUGUAGAUGCUUAUUAUUUAUAUAUAAAAGAGGUAAAGGCCACCAACGGAACUGACGGCUUUGAGCUUCUCCCCGUAAAGAUUGAUAUCAGAAACACGUCGUACAUUAUCAAGAACCUUACGAAAUCUGCCACAUAUAAAGUUAAACUUCAUGUAAAAACUAGAAUGGGGGAAGCAAAUGAUAAUUUCACUGAUGCGGUGACAACUCUGGACAAAGAGCCCAUGUUUAUUCCAGAAAUUUCCAUAAAUGGGUUUUCAGCUACUUCGGUUACGUUAGGACUCAUGGCACCGCCCACAGUGAUAGCAAAUUUGAUUCACUACUACAUACUCGAGGCGAAGAAAAAAGGUGAAACUACACCUCGUCAAGCAUACCACUCUCGGGACAAUAGGAACCUUCCAUACAUGUUUGAUAGCUUGGAACCCUACAGCACUUACAUUUUUCGGGUGCGUGCAUGUUCCGACUACACCAAGACCUGCGGGGAGUGGUCGAAAGAGAAGGAGGCGGCAACACUAGAUGGUAUACCGGGGAAACCCAGCGAUGUGCACAUAAAUUGCACCACUAGUCGCGUUGUGAUACUCACGUGGAAGCCGCCGCUGAAACCCAACGCUGAAAUUAAAGGAUACACAAUGGAACUGACGGGCAAUGCAAAUUUCAAAGAUCGUUACGGUAACAUGAAGGAAGAAAUAUGGGGACCAUUGACUAAAUUCACCACUAACGAUUCUCGAAGUAUUAGGGUGGACGGGCUGCAGCCGAACACGAACUACACUGUGCGGCUGAGCGCCAUGACGCGCAUGCGGCGGCGCGGCGACCACGACACGCGGCGCUGCGCCACGCCGCCCGAGCCGCCCGACGUGCCGCCGCGCCCGCGCUGGCGCAAGAUUCACGACACGAAUAAUAAUAAAUAUUAUUUUAAAAUGUUUUUACCGAGAAUCACAGAAAGAAAUGGACCUAUUUGCUGCUAUAGGGUGUUUAUGGUCCGUCUUCUACCGGACAUGGACUGGAAAAACCUCCAGCAGCCUCCGGAAAUCAAUAUCAUACAGUACGAGGAGGCGCAUGCGGUGCAACCUGUUAUCGGUGCUUACCUCACAGACAUCAUAUCCAAUGAGAAUUUUCCAAAAGAUUCCGAAAUAGUGAUGGGCGACGAUCGCUCAAUAGAUGACAGGGGGCAUCCGUCGCUCGCAAACGAACAGUGCCGCCGCUGUCGGUACACACCACACCGUAACGAAGUGACCACAACCUCGACAACAGUGACCACGGCCGCGCCCACCACUACCGCCGACCCUCUGUUAGAUGAGGACGAUAUCACUACGGAGACGCCGCUGACACGCCGGAGGAGAGACUCCGAUGGUGACUAUAGCAAAGACGCCAUAAUGUCGGAUAAGGUUGUCGACGAUAACGACUAUUCAGAUAUCGCCAUUAAAGUGAAAGAUGGACCCCUUAACUCCGCCUCCAAUUACACCCUGUUUGUGGAACUUAUCCCGCGCGCGCCGCUGGCCGCGCUGUACAGCGAGUACGUGCACGUGCUGCUGCCCGCGCCCGCGCCCGCGCCGCCCGCGCCCGCCUUGCAGCGUGCGCUGCAGGUGAGCUGCGCGGCGGCGGCGCUGGUGCUGGCGGUGGCGGUGGGCUGGUGCGUGCUGCACUCGCGCCGCUCGCGCAAGCUGCCGCCGCACGCGCACCUCGAGAUGAACUCGCUGCAGCGAGUCUACAGGUAUGUCGUGGAACACAUCGGCGGUCGACAGCAGCUGGUAACAGCGGCCCCGCCCGACAUGCCGCCCAUCGCCAAGGAAGACCUCGCCGCUGCAUACGCCGAGCGGCAGCUCGACUCAGACUACGGCUUCCAAAAGGAAUUCGAGUUGUUACAGAUGCUGCCCGAAUGUUUCCCGGAUCGUACAACCCACGCGUCGGAGGCCCGGGAGAACCAGUCAAAGAACCGAUAUCCGGAUAUAAAGGCCUACGACCAGACCCGGGUGAAGCUCUCGCAAAUUGAUAGCAUCACCGGAUCGGACUACAUCAACGCCAAUUACGUCAUGGGUUACAGGGAACGCAAGCAGUUUAUUUGCGCGCAAGGCCCUACGGACACUACCGUGAAUGACUUCUGGCGGAUGAUAUGGGAGCACGGAUUGGAGCUGAUCGUGAUGCUGACCAAUCUCGAGGAGUACUCCAAGGUCAAGUGUAGCAAGUACUGGCCGGAGGAGCGAGGCACCAAGAACUUUGGCAACAUAACUGUACAGCACGUGGGCGAGAAACGAUAUUCAGAUUAUAUAGUCAGAGAGCUGAGGAUUACAAAACAACCAACCAACGCAGAUGGACAGCCAAUAGUUGAAAACAACGGAAUAGCUAAAAGAAAUGGAGAUUGCGGCGGCGGCGGCGAGGCAGCAGAUGGCAGCAGGCCGACGACGCCGCGCGAUUCCAAGGAAGAGUCCCGCUGCGUGCGUCAGUACCACUUCCUCAUGUGGAAAGACUUCGCCGCGCCCGAGUACCCGCACUCUAUACUCAAGUUCAUCAAGCGCGUGAACGAAGCGUGGUCGUGGAUGGUGGGGCGGGCCGUGGUGGUGCACUGUUCGGCCGGCGUGGGCCGCACCGGCACGCUGGUGGCGCUCGAUUGCCUGCUCGACCAACUACGGGCCACCGGACACGCCGCAGUCUUCAACACCGUGGCCGAGCUGCGUCGCCAGCGGAACUUCCUCGUACAGUCGCUGAAGCAGUACGUGUUCGUGUACCGCGCGCUGGUGGAGUACGCGCAGUACGGCGACACGGAGAUCCCCGCGUCGCGGCUCAAGAGCGCCAUCGACCGCCUGCGGAACACGCCCGAGGGCGCCGACAAGUGCCUCAUGGAGAUCGAGUUCGAGAAAAUGAUAAACAGCCCGAUAGCGGAGCCGGUGAAGUCGUGCGCGGCGGGCGCGGCGGAGGAGCUGCGCGCGCGCAACCGCAGCGGCGACUGCCUGCCCUACGACCGCAACCGCGUCAUCCUCGCGCCGCUGCCCGCGCGCGACUACUCCACCUACAUCAACGCCUCCUUCAUCGAAGCAUACGACAACUCAGAAGGGUUCAUCAUCACGCAAGACCCACUGCCUGCCACCAUCAUGGAUUUCUGGCGAAUGGUCUCCGAGCAUAAUGUCUCCACGAUUGUAAUGCUUAGCGAGCUUGGCGAGGGCAAGUGUCCGCGGUACUGGGAGGACGGCACAGCGCAGUACGAACACAUCUCGGUGCAGUACGAGGAGAGCGAGUCCUGUCCCUACUACACGCGGCGCCAGUUCCGUGUCACCAAUAACAAGAGCGGCGACACGUCGAGCGUGCGGCAGCUGCAAUACCAGGGCUGGCCGACGGCGCCGGGCCACGUGCCCGAGGUGACGCGCGGGCUGGCCGAGCUGGCCGACGCGGCCGCGGCCGCCGACGGCCGGCCGCCCAUGCUCGUGCACUGCCAGCUGGGCACGGAGCGGUCGGCGCUGUUCGUGGCGCUGUGCGUGCUGAUCCGGCAGCUGCGCGUCGAGCGCCGCCUCGACGUCAACUGCGUCGCCAGGAAGGUGCGCUCGCAGCGCGCGCGCACCAUCAACACCUUCUUGCAGUACGAAUUCCUACAUCGUGCCAUACUCAACUACGCCGAGCUCCACAACUUGUUAGAGGACAGUUAAGCGGCUACCACAUUGCGGGAAUGGUAUGAACCAGACCUCUAUACCGCUAGCAAAUCGCGCGACGAUUACGUUGUACCGACGGAGUGAUUAAUUACAUUAGAUUUAUUAAAACAUGUAUUGUUCUUAAGACUGGCUGUAAUUUCAAAUUGUCGUUUGUUCGAAUGAAAAAUCUCUUAUGUAACAUACGAGUGUGAAAUCUCGAAGAGUCACGGCGGAAACAUACGUAAGUUAUUUAGUAUUAUAUGAAGUUUUAUGUUUACAUUUUAAUUUACAGUAGAUUUUUUCUUAUUGAAAACUGAACAUUAUUUAUAUGACGAAGUAUUAAAAAUACAGAGUAAAAAAUAUUCUGAAAUAAAAAUGUUUUGUAUAAUAAAAAAAAAAAUCUUACACUUUUUUUCUCUUAAGCAAUCUUUCGUUUUAAUGAAAAAUAGAAUAUCCACAUAAGAUGUUUUUCAUUUCCAAUGACGAUGUAAUUAUUAGAUUGAAAAACUGUUUUCGAUCUCAAUAUCUGAUUUUUCACUUCUGUUUUUUUUUUUUUUUUUAUUAGAUAUUAUUAUACGAGGUUUGUCCGGAAAGUACGUAUAAAAGUUUUUUAAAAAUUUUAUUUUACAAUUAUUCAGGUAAAUCAAUUUUAUCCCCUUCAAAGUACUCCCCCUGUGACAUAAUGCACUUGUGCCAACGCCGUUUCCACUGUGAGAAGGCUCCUUGAAAGUCCUCUGGUUGUAGGUUUCUCAGCUGCCCCGUCGUAGCUUUUUUUAUCUCAUUUAUGUCCCCCAAAUGCCGCCCCCGAAGUACCAAUUUGGUUUUUGGGAACAAGAAGAAGUCACACGGGGCCAAAUCCGGCGAAUAGGGGGGUGUUCGGUCACCGUAAUGGAAUUUUUACUCAAAAACUCACGGACAACAAGAGAGGUGUGGGCAGGGGCAUUGUCGUGGUGAAGAAUCCAAAGCCCCUCUCGCGCCAAUUCUGGACGAACUCGUGCCACACGAGCUUUGAGGCGUCUGAGCACAUCGACGUAGAAUUUUCCAUCAACUGUCUGGCCUGGAGGGACGAAUUCUUGAUGGACAAUCCCCCGAACAUCGAAAAAAACAAUCAACAUUGUCUCGGCCCUCUCUGAAUCUUUUUAGCCACUUGUGGACGGUUGGUUCCUUCACAGCAUCAUCCCCAUAAACUGUUCUGAGAUCGGCAAAAAUUUCACGGCCAUUCUUGCCGAGUUUCGAGAGAAACUUGAUUACGACGCGCUGCUCUUCAACGGAAGCGGGCUCCAUGCCGACGGGGUUUCGUUAAGAGGUAACUUCACAGAUGGCGUGACAAGCCAGUUCGCACCGCACGGCGGUCAGACCAGAACUGAAGCAUUGUUAGGGACAUAAGGAAGGGGUCCUGCGCUUACCUGGCCUCCCCACUCCUCUUUCUCGCAUUCCAGAACACUUUUAUACGAACUUUCCGGAUAGACCUCGUAUACUUUUUAACGCGGGUCCAUAUUAUCCAUAGAACUAUUUAGACUCUGUACAAAUAUUUUGUUAUAUGUUCUAGAAUAUGAUUUGGUGCUGGUUUACAUUACGUCAGUUAGUGGCUCAGCUCGAGAUGCGUUUAGUGCUAUUACUAAUAUUAGAUUGUUGCUCAAUAAAUUUCUAAGCAGAUUAUACAAAUGUAUACAACUUUAUACAAAUGUACCAAAACAUUCCCCUAUUUCAUUUCGUAAAAUAGUACACUAUUCAGAAAAAUCAUAAUUCAUACAUACAUUCAUUUUUAACAACACGUCUGAUAUUAGAUUUUUCUGAGUUAUUGUGUAAAUGGAAAAUAAUUUCACACAUCACGAAAUGAAAAUAGCAAUCGUUUAUAUGCCUAGACAUUUCCGCUAACUCUGUGUAAACAAUGCCAGUUAUCAGCUUUAUCUAACUGACGCCUAUAACUGGCCUAAUGUAAAUGUAUCCUUAGAGAGCAAUCUCGGUUCUCAUCAGACUCUCUGUGUAUCAAGAGACAAAGAGAUCCGAUUUUACCAUUAAUUUACCUCCCAUUUUUUCUGUUAUUUAUUUAAAACCUAACUGCCCGAUAUGUACCCAGAGAGUUCUUUUUGGUUUAGUAUUAAUUUUAGUCGAGGAAUAUACUAAAUCAAUAAUAAAUGAAGUAUUUUCAUACCGUCAUUUAUCUUAUUAAAAUUAAAUAUUCGAUUAACAAAAAUUAUCUGAUUAUUCUACGUAAUCGCCUGUCGAUGCCGAGUGGUGACAUGGGAAAUUUGUUUCCGGCCUAUAUUUUGUACACCCAUAAAUGGUGUAUAUACUAAUAUUUAAAUUGGUUUUUAUGCCAUUCGGAUUCAAUGAAUAAUUAGUAAUAUUUCUACUAAAGUCUACUAUAUACAUUCUUAAAUAAUUCGAUUUUAAAAACAAUAUUUGUAUAUUGUUAGAAAAGAAGUGUUUAUUUUUUUAAUGCGGAAAAAUAAUGAAAUAAAUUGUAACAAUUUUUUCCGAAUGACAAAAAAACAAUUAUUGAGUCGACAUUUUGAAAGGUACAAUGUUUGUACGGACCUAUAAUGCUCAAAUAAGUUAACACACACACACUGAUAACUAUAUUUUGUGUCACUAACGGAAAAUAUUAAAAGAAUGUGUAGCUCACACAACGAUAGCUCGUUAAUAUAUAAUAUGCAAAAUUAGUAAUUAGUAUUUUGUAAUACUAAACUAUUGUUAAACGUUUGAAAUUAAGAUAAAAAGAAAGUGUUGUGUUGAGUGAAUGACUAUGACAAUGAUGCGUCAUUUAUUGAGUCAUGCGUCAUUGAGACAAAAGUCCCUAAAUUCAUAAAAGUGAUUCUUGAAUUUAGCACUGCUGUUAUGAUAACCAAUAUGUUAAUUUAUAUGAUACCGUAAGAGAAAUAAUAUGAAUUUUAUUAUAGUAAUGCUAAAAUGCGACAUUAAACAUUGGGCAUGAUAAUAAACUUUGGGGUCGAUUCUGAAGCGUCAUUCUCUAAAUUUAUGUCUAAAAAUAAAAUUUCACGUUUUAUAUCACAGUGAAAUUGUAAUUCUAAUGGUAAAAAUGCACUAAAUUUCUAAUGGAUUUAAGUCGAAAUUAUUAUAAACUUGGUAACAGUCCAUUAAAUAGCACUUUCGGGAAAAUCUAAUUAGAAUUAUUAAUUUUUCCCAUUCGUGUUUCUACCGUGAAGCAGUUGUGUUUGCACGGCUGUGUUUCGGUUUAAUGGGUGGGAUAUGGCGUGAAUUUACUGGGUACAGAGGAAUAACACCUGAGUCCUCGGAAUGGCAACGCAUGGGGGGUAUCAUGGGCGAAACAGUAUACUCUGUUACGUCGAUGGUACUGCUCAUGUCUAUAGGCGGUUACCACUUUCCAUCAGGUGGGCCGUCAGCUUGUUUGCCAUUCUAAGUUGUACAAAAAAAAUUUUAAAGAUAUAUUUAGAGAAUGACAUCUCAGAAUCGUCUCCAUUGAGAUGUAAUCUGCAAAAUAAAACACGCAUAUACUUUAUUAUAAUAUAAUUUGUUUUUAAUAUACCUAUAAUAUUACAAUUCCGAUAUUGUCUUUGUAUAAUGACGGUUUAGUUGUCAGUGUGUGCGUGUUAACGACACGCCGAGUGAAGCUAAUAUUAUCGAAUAUAUCACACUAAAUUAAUAUUAAGUCUAGUUUUUGUACGUGAUUUUAUAUACUUUUCUUUUGCUAGUUAAUUUAAUUAAUUGAGUUUGGUACUAGAAUGUUUACAAAAUAUAAUAUUAUUAAUGAAAUUAUAGCAAAAAAUAAAUAUUACAAUGGAUCAAAUUUGAAAUAAUGAUGCCAUUAUAAGAAUAAUUAAUUAUAAACAUAAAAUUAUUAGGAUUAAAUAUCUAUAGAGUUCUAUUGCUCUAGAAAUUCAAGCAUUCUUCCUAAAUUCAUUUUGGAUCUGAGAAAAUUCCAUAUUGUUUUUGUAUCGAUCGAGAGAGGGUCUGUUAUCUAAAAAAAAUUUUUUUGAAAUUUAAAUCGUAUAAAUUGUAUAUAACAAUGGAGUCAUUCUCUAAACUUAUUUCAAAAAGUCAAAUUUUAGAGAUAACUUUAGAUUAGAUAGAAUUAGACAAAUUCAAAUUAUAAGCGUGAUGGAAUAAAAACUGAACUGUGAUUCUCUAAAAUUUCUCCUAAAAUAGGUGGGGAUUUUAGAAAUAGGUUUAGAGGCUGAGUUCUUUUUUUUAUUCAGUAUUGAGAAUGUUACGUCAUUAAUAGUACCACACUCAAUAAUGACCUGCGGGUCUACCAUGAAAUGAAAUUCCGAAAUUUCGGACUCAAUUUCGUGUUUUUGUUUAUACCAAAAUCGGACCAAUAAAUGUAGUUUAACAUUUCGUUCGACAUACAUCCUAUCAUAAAAGUCCAAAGGAACAAUAUUUUAACAUUUUUAAUAUUUCCAAAUGGCAUGUAUUAUGUAAUUUUAACAUCAAAUUUGUGUUUCGUUCGGACCCGAAAUUUCGGAAAACAUUUCAUGGUAGACCUUCAGAUCUUUAUUCCAAUCUCACAAAUUUUUAGGUAUAUAGAUAUUUCUUAUUAGAUGCUUCGUCUUCUUUCUACUGUAGUGAAAUAAAAGAGACAGGUGACUGAAAAAAAACUCUUUUAUAAGUGCUUUUUACCCGUUCACUAUUAUUUUAAACAUCGUUAAUAUUAUUAUUUGAUUUAUUAAUGAAGUUUCAUUAAAUUUCAUUAAUCAAUUGAACAAUGUAUUCGACGUCUAUGUACAAAUGAGUGAAUAUCCGAGUAUAAGUUUUUUUUAUAACCGUAGCAUAGUAGAUAGGUAUAUGGAAUCCGCUUCGCUUCAACAUGUUUAUGCUUCGACUUUAAAUAUGUUCUUACAUCGUGCGAUAAAAUUUCUUAUUAUAAUUAAUGAUAUAAGCUUUAUAAAGUGGCAACAUCAUAGAAAUUCUCUCUUUGGAAUCAACUUCCAGCAGCAGUAUUUCCAUAACGAUACUACGUCAUAACCUUCAAGAAAAGAGCAUAUUCCUUUUUUAAAGGUCUUAGCACACCUGCAAUGCCGCUGGUGUUGUGGGUGAUCAUGGGCGGCGGUAGUCACUUACAAUUAAAAAAAUAAUGUUGUCUCUUGCAUUUAUUUAUUUAAAGAAUCACCAACGUAACAUAAGAUAUAGUGAAACAUUUUAAUACAGUAGUGAAUUGCGGCAAACUGUUUUUACAUUUAGAGCAUGUCUUGUAUUUGUGAAACAUUAAUAAAUGGAAUUUAUAUGGUACUUUAUUCCCUUAGUUAUACUUUGGAACAUUCUAGAGAUGAUAAUUACUAAAUUAUUUUAGUAAUACUAAAUGCAUAAUAAAACUACAAGUGCCUAAUUUCAAGCAAUACGAUUAUUCGUCUAAAUAAGGCGCCCUCUAGCGUGGAAAGUUUGAAAACACUUACUAGAGGAUAUAUUUGCCUUCCGAUUCACGAAGCAAGUGGCAAUUUAAAAAAAUCUGUCCUUUUAAGCCGAGAUACGAUUUUAGUAUCUCCGGAGGGUAAUCAACCGUUGUCAAACUGAGCUAGCAGCGCUCAACGCCAAUCGAGCAAUGACUCGUCAAGUUUAGCAACUUCGCACGAUCGCACGAUGCAAGAAUACAUGCAACCAGCGACAACGCUUCCAAACUUAUAUAAGUUUUCCGAAUCGCCACUUUGAAAAGGUCAACAUUAAAUUCGAAAAACUUAUACAAAUUAAUAAUAGCAUAGCGGUAGAUCUGUCAUAGUAUAUUAUAUAGUAGUUUUUUUUUUUUUUUUUUUUGGUAUAGAUACUAUCUGAUCCACUCAACUUGGCACUUUGCAACUAUUGUAGAGUGAAAUAGAAAUAGUAGUUAGCCUUUUAAGACCGUGUUCUGUCAAGAUAAUUGAAAAAUGCUUAAUUUGAAACACUAAAGUUUAUAGCUUCCCAUAUUUGACGAGUGUACGCGUUAUUAUGGGGGAUUAAUUUUUUUUUUUUUUUACCAUCUUUCACAUGUUUCAUGUUUUUCAAUUUUAUUGGUAGAACCUGUACUUAAAAUGUUUCUCGCGAUUUCUAUUUCAACCUGUGUUUACCACGAUAAUUUAUAAUAAACCGUUGUAUGUACAGAGUGAGGGAGCUAGAGUGAGACGUGUCGAGUUAAGUCGAUCGAUUUGUAAAUACCAAAAGAGAUCAUGUCCAAAGAGGAGUAGACAUUAAAAUAUCAUGGAGUAAAUGUAAUUUUUUAAAUUAUUUAUUUUGAUAAUAAUAAACAAGCGAUGGCCAUAUAGUGCAUUUGUAACCGAUUUAAGUUAAUAUAAUUGUAAAAUUAAGAUUUACGAAUCGGUGUUUAGGUUGGUUCUCAAAAGAAUCAAAACAGUAAGGCCAAAAAAAUAUUUAAAAAUAUACUUACCCCAAUGUUAGCACAAGUUUUUUUUUUUUUUAUAAAGGUGCGUGCAUAGUCUGUAAAUACUCCGUAAGUCGUAACGCAUUCAGUAGUUUUGUUUCUACAGCGAGCACGGCGCUUGAAAGCGCUUUUUUGAUGUAUUUACUAUAUUGGUUAAUAUGUUUUUUGUAUGAACAGUACAAGACCAGUAUUGUCUUGUCGAUGUACGACUGUCUAAGUAGGUAUAUUUAUUAAUUAAGCUAUGUAAUUAGAUUUUGUAUGAGCUAAACAAAAUAUACAAUGUGUUAACGUUGCUGAUUGGGAUGCAUAUGGAUUUCUCGACUGUGCUGCUCAUUUUGUCUUUUCGAUAUUUUUUUUUUAAUGGACAACCAUAAAAUAUAUAAAUGAAUUAAGUUUUAUUUGUUUGUCAAUGCGAACUAUUUUCUCCUAAUGAUGUAUUGUAGAAACAACGUAUACAAUUCCAUGGAGAUGUAUCUAAUUUUCCACUUGCUAACACAGCAUCCUGUAACAUUACUGCUGUAUAUUUAUACAAUAUUUUGUUAAUAAUAUUUGAAAAUUAAUAUUAAAUUUUUGAUUUUUACACCGCAAAAGUUUUAUGUUUUAUAAGAGAUGGGAAUUUACCCGAUUAGAUUAGACCAUUAUUUUUUACGACGGUUAGAUUACAGCGGCCGGUGUAACUUGGUCGAAACGUCGACAUAAUUCAUGUAAAUUAUCACAAUUUACCUAAAUUAAUCGCGUAAAUACUGAAAUUUAUAAGAGACCGGUCUCUUAUAAAGCAUAAAGUAUUUGAACAGCACAGUACAAUGGGACAACACAUUUUACGGGUUUUACAAACACCGUCAAAGGUCCCAAAUAAUAAUGUUCGUGUAAGGAGGACUUGCAUAUUGUUCACCUAUAUAUAGGCUUAUGGGCGAGGCUCGUGUCCAGCAGUGGACGAAUAAUGGCUGAAAAAAUCAUGAUAGGCUUAUAAGUCAUAGCUUUAAAUAAUUUCAGUUAAUUUUUUAUUUUUAACAGUACAAUGUAUUGUAUUGUUUAAAUGUAUUCACAGAUAAAUGAGUCGGACAAUCGAGUUAUGGAAUCCCCUUCCGAGAUCUCUGUUACCUGCCAAGUAUGUUGGAACUUGGAUUCCUUCAAGUAUUGCAGAGGGAAAAGGAGAUUGUUAGUAAUGGGGAUCUGACGACUCUAUUGCUAGCAAUAUACCCUUAUCAGAUCGACCUCCACGCGAUUCCUCCUGGAAACCAUCGUGGUUAAUACCUUGCUUUUUUCUGCUUUUGCUGAAUCCAUGAUGAUAGAUGAUCUGCUUUCACCCUUACCUAUCAUCCAUUAUUUGUGCUCCGCCAAUAGCGCAGGUAGGGUUACCAUUCCAUUAUGAUGCAUAAAGAACACCCUGCCCGAUAUCGGUAUACGCUAUCAGGGCACCAAUGAGCGGUUAUAGGUGUAGGUGAAAGCAAGUUAAUUAGCCCAUCGUGACGAAUUCAUUAGGAAUUAACUAUGAUAGUUUCUAGGGUGAACCGCGUGAAGUACGUCCUGGUAAGGUGUAUACCUAGCUAUGGAGCCGUUAGAUUCCCAUUACUAACAAUCUCUUUCCCCUUCGCAUUGCACUGAUCGUCGCUGUCUCGCUCUGUUUCAUGCGCGCGGUAGCGAAAAUGUGUCUAUCGAUGUAUUCGUUUGUCAUUUUUCUAUGGGUUGGGGGGAUAUCUGGUCCUUCAAUAAACCAUACACUCCAAUGAAAUUACAUACACUUUUCUUAUAUUUAUUAUGUUAACACAAUAAUAUGCAAGUCCUAAGCGUGACUGAUUCCGUAUGUUUUUUUAGCUUUUUGUAACGAUAUAAAGAUUAAUGUAGGAAUGUUACAAUCUUUUUAUAUAAAAAAAAAUCGAUACUAAGUUAGGUUAGGACAAAUUUUGUGAAAUACAGUGUGAAUCGAAGUGAGUGCAAUAUGUGUCUGACCGGCUUAGUUCACUCAAUUAAUAUAUAUGUAAUAACUCGAAGAGUGUUUAUACUGCAGGCCUACAGGCAAUGUUUUAUGUCAAAAUUAAUAACGAACAUUAUUUUUCAGUAAUAAUUUAAAUAUUAAAACGUUAAAUGCCUAUUUCAUUAUAAAAAUAUUUCUAUAAUAAUUAACUGAAACACGCAAAUUUACAAUAUAUUACACUCAUUCCGUUUGACCACUGAUAAAUACUAGAUACGUACUGUGAGCCGUUUUUGUUAUUAUAUGGUAAAAAGAAAGAGAUGCGCUAAAUAUUUUUUUAUACUUGCGUCCCUUUCGCUCCGUCACAAAUAUGCACAUCACAGUUGCGUCUUUUCAAUUCACAACAUGAGAUACUGUAUUAGUCAUACCAGUUUAGUUCAUAUUUUUAUUUGUGCAAUGUAUGACGAAUGUAUGACUAAAAUGGUAUGACGAAUGGCUUUAUAUUAGAACGCUUAUUGUGUACUGACGAUCGCAUACAUAUGUAGAUCGUACAGAAGUUAUUUGUAUUUUAAUUUUAUCCCUCAAUAUAUUAUGUAACACAAAUAAUGUAUAUUAAAUUGUAUUUUUUUUUUUUUUAGUGGGUGAUAAUGUAAUGGUAACCCCACCCGCGCUAUUGGUAUACACCGGCGGGGCACCAGUGAAGGAUGAUAGGUGAGGAUGAAGCAGGUCAGUUAGCCCAUCGUGACGAAUUCAACAAGAAUUGUUUACGAUGGUUUCCAGGGGGAACCACGUGGAGGUCGACCUAACAGGGUAUAUUGCUAGCAAUGGGGCUGUCAAACUCUAUUGCUAACAAUCCCUUUCCCCCCUAUUAAAUUGUAUUGUAUACUAACGACUCGCUCCAACUUCACACGGGUUGAUAGAAAAAUUAUAUGUAGCCUAUAUUGUGGACAAUGUACAAUAGUAUAAUAUACAACACUAGCGACCCGCCCCGGCUUCGCACGGGUGCACAUUACAUCACAUCACAUUAGAAACCUCUAAAAUUAUCAGUGUUUCUCUAUUAUGCGUGUAUUAUACAUAUAAACAUUCCUCUUGGAUCACUCUAUCUAUAAAAAAAAAACCGCAUCAAAAUCCGUUGCGUAGUUUUAAAGAUCUAAGCUUACAUAGGGACGGACAGACGGGUAGCGUCUUUGUUUUAUACUAGUGCUUAUACGUAAUGAUUAUAUUUUAAUAUACAACACGUAGAUUUUUUUUUUAUAAUAGAUUAAAUAUUUUUUAAGUUUAUCCGUUACAAACAAACAAAUAUACAAAAAAAUCCUAUUUUUCCUCUUUAUAAUAUUAAUAUAGAUAAGAAAUCACAUUUUAUUGUUUGUUUCAUUUCACAUUUCAUUUGUCAUUACAGCUCCACCGACAAGAGCGCAGUUCUUAUAAGUUCUUAAAAUAUUGUUUUGAUACAUAUUACCGUCUAUUUGGUAAUACAAGUUGGUAAUGGUUUAAAAAGAUAUUUAAAAAGUUGUUAUUAAGUGUAUUUAAUUGUUAUUCAACGGUCAGGAGUUGUGUUUAUGUACGAUAAAAAUUAAUAAAAAUAGGUCUUAAUGAAAAAUUCUUCAAAAAAAGUUGCUAAUUUUUUUAAUAAUAAUCUUCUAUCUUCACUUAAAUCCAGUCUCUAAAUAAUACAAAACUAAGUUGCUUUCUGCCGUCUGUACGUUUAGAUCAUUUAAACUACGCAACGGAUUUUAAUGCGGUUUACAUCAAUUGAUAGUGAUUCAAGAGGAGGGUUUAUAUUUAUUGUUUUGUUUGUUAAUUAAUAUAACGAUAAUUGUUUAAGAUGUCGGAAUCUAAUCGACUGACAACUUUCAUCGAAAAUGCUGAAAUAUAACAAAAUGUAUGAUGGAAUCGUUCCCCUUUAUUAGAACUACAAAAAAAAAAUCAAUGAUGGCAUUCUAUAUUACAUAGAUAGGUUUCUAUAAGCAUUUUAAUGAUUAAAAAAAAAUAUACAAAUUGGUGAAGCAACUUAAUAAUAAUCACAAUUGUUCCUUUCGAUAUUUGAGCCGGGUCGCCGGCUGGUUUUUACCUCGCUUUUCGUAAUUUGAAAAAUAGAAUAGGUACUCACCUGCGAACAAUUCCAGCAGCUCUCUACAGGAUCCGGUGUUCUGAUGGUCAGAAAGAUGACACGAAACACAGCAGAAAUAUAUUAUUCGUUAAUUAAUUUGUAGGAGAGCGGCCAGUCGCGGUUACUCAUACGAUGUUCGAAACGGAAGAAGCGAUAGGCGCGAGAGGGCAGCACCGACAAAGAUCGGACGCAAUCAGUCCAUAGCCCACAGCUAACUACUAAAAUUGCGAGCAUGCAAAGUACCUAUUCCUUAUAUAUAACGAAAAGCGAGUAGGCACAAAUAUUAAUAUAAAUAAUAACAAAUUAUCUGGAGUUUUUUUUUCUUUAAUGGUUGAUAAUGGAAUGGUAACCCCACCCGCGCUAUCGGAAUACAUCGGCGGGGCACCAGUGAAGGAUGAUAGGUGAGGAUGAAGCAGGUCAGUUAGCCCAUCGUGACGAAUUCAACAAGAAUUGUUCACGGUGGUUUUCAGGGGAAACCACAUGGAGAUCGACCUAUUAGGGCAUAUUGCUAGCAAUGGGGCUGUUAAACUCCAUUGCCAACAAUCCCUUUCCCCCAAUUAUGUGGAGUUUGGAAAGCUAUUUAGACCGUACACCACAUUGUUUCUAUAUUGCACCCGUGCGAAGCCGGGGCGGGUCGCUAGUACAUUAUGUCAUAUAGAUAUAUUAUAUGUGUUACAUAUAUAUGUAAAAUGAUUAUACAAAAUUAAUAUUUUGUUACUGUAAUAGUGAUAUAUAACAUUUGGUAAUUAUUUUUAAAUGUUAUCGCUUAUUUUGUAAAUAUUAUACGUAAGUACCGCAUCACACACGCCUUUGAAUGUAUUUCAUUAAUUUAAUUUUCGUAUAUAAGUAUUGGCGUUUGUAAUACUGAGAAUUAUCAUUUUAUUGUUUUAAUUUUGUAAAUAAAUACGCAGGUCAUGUAAUACAAUAUUUUUGAAAAUAUACCACUAUUUAGAA
This is a messenger RNA of Galleria mellonella (greater wax moth), 15925 nucleotides long. It is a transcript of the gene Ptp69D, whose product is annotated as tyrosine-protein phosphatase 69D. Lineage: Eukaryota; Metazoa; Arthropoda; Insecta; Lepidoptera; Pyralidae. Bases 200 to 4633 code for a protein of 1477 amino acids. Gene Ontology annotation, molecular function: protein tyrosine phosphatase activity; protein binding. The transcript is spliced from 26 exons. The record is from RefSeq and is a predicted model, not a curated record. Gene Ontology annotation, biological process: protein dephosphorylation.